Xiphias gladius (swordfish) is the source of this 4652-nucleotide messenger RNA. It is a transcript of the gene rxfp2a, whose product is annotated as relaxin family peptide receptor 2a. Gene Ontology annotation, cellular component: membrane. The transcript has 20 exons. The record is from RefSeq and is a predicted model, not a curated record. Gene Ontology annotation, biological process: G protein-coupled receptor signaling pathway. Gene Ontology annotation, molecular function: G protein-coupled receptor activity; protein binding. NCBI's taxonomy places the organism in Eukaryota, Metazoa, Chordata, Actinopteri, Istiophoriformes, Xiphiidae. The coding region runs from base 26 to 2269 and encodes 747 amino acids.
CGGAAAAACUUGAGUGAGCCUCGGGAUGGACGCGCCUGUCGUCGUUUUGCUCAUCCACCUGACCCUUACUCAGGUGAAAGCACUGGUGGCCAGCAGCAGGGUGGAAGUAGAGGCGAGUUGCCCCCUUGGCCAGUUCCCAUGUGGGAACUUGAGUGAGUGCCUCCCUCAGGCUUUGCAGUGCAAUGGACACAAAGACUGUCCCAACGGAGCAGAUGAGCAGCGCUGUGGGGACAACAUCGGAUGGGCAGACUUAUUUGGUCAAACAUUACAGAAUGCCAAUCCUGUGGACCAGUACUUCCUGAAUGAGUGUUUCUUGCAGGAAUAUCCAGACAGUUGCGAAUGCAUACGGACAGACGUCGAGUGUGUGGAGGUCAACCUUCAGGAUGUUCCUCUGCUCUCUCCAAAUGUUACCUGGCUGUCGCUGAGGAGCAAUCAGAUCGGGAGGUUGUCGGAUUUUGCUUUCUCAGAAUACUCUGCCCUACAGAGACUGUUUCUUCAAAACAACAGCCUCCAGUUCAUAUCCAAACAUGCCUUCAGUGGCCUGCACAAUUUAAAGAGGUUGUUUCUCAGUGAGAACUUGAUAUCCUCCCUCAGUCCUGGAGUGUUCAAGGAUCUCCAUCAGUUAGAGUGGCUGAUGUUGGAUCAUAACCCAUUAAGCAGCUUGUGCCAGGACACGUUCAUUGGGCUCCAGUCCCUCAUUUACCUAUCCAUGGUGGACGCCUCGCUACAGCAGCUUCCUCACCCGAGCUUCUGUCAACACAUGCCUGCCCUGAACUGGCUGGAUCUUGAGGGAAACCAGAUUCAAAGUCUCAACUACUCUAUCUUGAAGACCUGCAGCAAGCUUGAAGUUCUAUUGCUGAUGGACAACAGGAUAAGAUGGGUUCCUGAAAACACCUUCCAGUCUCUCUGGAAACUGGCUGAACUGAAUCUGUCCAGCAACAGGAUCAGGGAGCUGCCAAAGAACACUUUUAAAGGCCUUUCCAAGUCCCUCCUCAAACUAAAUAUCUCCCACAAUCCCCUUCUGCGCGUUCACCCCAGCCACUUCCACCACCUUGUACAUCUUCAGUCUCUGGCGCUCGAAGGGAUAGAGAUCCCAGAGAUUCAGGCUAAGAUGUUUCUGCCUAUGAUAAACCUGUCCCACAUAUACUUUAUGAAGUUCCAGUACUGCUCUUAUGCACCUCAUGUCAGGUCCUGUAAGCCCAACACAGAUGGCAUCUCAUCUUUUGAGGACCUGCUGGCUAACAUAGUGCUGCGGGUGUCGGUCUGGGUCAUGGCCUUCAUUACCUGCUUUGGUAACCUUUUUGUCAUCGGCAUGAGGUCGCUGAUACGAGCUGAGAACAGUCUGCAUGCCGCUUGCAUCAAAGUCCUCUGCUGUGCAGACUGCCUCAUGGGUGUGUACCUGUUUUUUGUUGGCGUGUUCGACGUGAAAUUCCGUGGGCAGUACAAUCGUAAUGCCCUGCUCUGGAUGGAGAGUGUAGAGUGUCGGACCAUUGGAUUCCUGGCCAUGCUCUCCUCAGAGGUCUCUGUUCUCCUCCUGACCUACCUGACUCUGGAAAAGUUCCUGGUUAUCGUCUUCCCCUUCAGCAACCUGCGCCCCAGCAAACUUCAGACUGGGGUGGUCCUGGCCUCUAUCUGGCUACUGGGGUUCAUUAUCGCUGCUGUGCCCCUAUUGAAUGAGGGCGUGUUUGGAAACUAUUAUGGACGUAAUGGAGUCUGCUUCCCCCUGCACUCUGACAGGCAAGAAAAACCUACUGCCAAAGGAUAUUCCACAGGGAUUUUUCUGGGUCUGAACCUGGUGGCAUUCCUGGUGAUCGUCUUCUCCUACUCCAGCAUGUUUUACUCCAUCUAUAAAACUGGCAUCAAUGCCACAGACUUGAGGAGCAGACUGCACAGAGACGUGGCUGUGGCCAACAGGUUUUUCUUCAUAGUGUUCUCUGAUGCCCUCUGCUGGAUUCCCAUAUUUUUGGUGAAAAUCCUCUCACUGUUGAAGGUGGAGAUACCUGGGACCAUCUCCAGCUGGGUAGUCAUCUUCAUCCUUCCCAUCAACAGCGCCUUGAACCCCAUCCUUUACACCUUGACCACCAGCUUCUACAGAGAGCAGGUGGAACUCUUACUCUGUCGUUGGCAGAGAAGACACAUCUUGAAAAAGGACCGCAAAAGCCUCACUUCCUCCACAAUCUUCAUGGAGACGUCACGGGCGCCUUGCUACCAUCAGCCAGCCUACCUCCAGCGGGCGUCCCUGUCCGGCGCAGAUCCUCGCUACGCCUGAGGGAGGCAGAAACUCUCCUGGCAUUUUGUAAACUACGGGUCGUGGGCCUAUCCCUGCCAGGUCUUUAGGCUCCCACAUGACACAUGCACUAGUGCUGAGUUUGGCUUCAUGGUGGAACGAGAUUAACAAUCACUGAGCUGUCUCAUUAUGAUCCGACAUGCUCCACAUUUGUAAAAACGACAACGAUUAGAUGCUUUUGUCCAGAGCAGUUUAUCUUUUUUCCUCCCAUGUAUACAAACACGGAGAGCAGUUUGCGGUUCAGCGUCUUGCUCUAAGGCACUUCGACAUGCAGACAGGAGGAGCCAGAGGUCAAACUAUCAACCUCACAAUUAUUGUUUCGCCCUUUGUGCCACCUGAGCUAAAGCACUCCCAUUCCUGCAUGUUUAGGUGGCCAUACAUUUGAUAUUGUUCCAGGUGAGGGUACACUAAAGGAAUGAAAAAGAGUAGAUGGAUGAAAGAAUAAAUACCAGCGUACAGUAUACUGUACAUCCCCUUGCUACCCUGAGGGUGUUCACAAUGGACUUAAAACGUCCCAAGGCGAGCAAGAAAAGUCCAACAUAUCUCAGUUUUCACUUCAGUGAUUGCUUAGUCAUCUUUUUGAGCUAGAGAGGGAGCUGGGAGACAAGCAGCCAAAUGUCUGUUAUCUCAGAGUUUUCCAUGGGGUGACUGAAGGAUGACGCUCACUGAGUCACAGAUGUGAAGCCCAUCAGAUGCUGAGCUGAAAAAUGGGUUUGAGAAUGAAGGGCUUCAGUCUUAACAAAAACAAAGAAUGAGUCUUACAUUGCACAAAAUGUAGCACUCAGACUUUGUUUAUGGAAUUACAAUGCUGGCAUAAUACAGAUGAAAAAGCAUACCAGCUUUUUCAUUUAAUGUGUGCAAAAACUAAUACAUAUUUGAAAUCCAAAUGCCAAAAUCCAGCUUGCAUUGCUUUUUCAUCUACCAAUUAAAAUGCAAAUGCAAAGUCAACCUUACAUAUCAUUUUAAUAUCUUCCAUGACACAAUUCAAAUUAAUAACAUAAUUAAAGUUCUAUAUUUAUUAUGAUAUCCGUACAAUCCAUUACUUGUAUUAUGCCCUCUUCUUCCUCCCACUGUUAUGUGUUUUCUUGUUCUGGUAAUUUCUCUUUCUCUAUCAGCAAGAACCAUCAGGUAUUGUGUUUACGGUCCUGAUUAGCUUUUCUGGUAAGAAAUGAUUCUGAACCCCCCUUUUCCAGGGCUUCCCUCUUAAACACAAAUGUACAUAGUGCAUUUGUGUUUCAGCAGGGUUGAUGUGUUAUCUUGCAAAAAUUAUUAUAUGAAUGCUACAAAUGUUAUUAAAAUUAUUCUGAUUAUGAAAUAUUUAAUGGCACAUUAAAGGAUAAAAUUUUACACAAAUCAUAUUAGUAAUAAUAAAUUGAUGUUUUAAUAGGUUGUCCAUUAUAGCAAUUUUGACAAGUUAGUAUUGAAGGGGAAGAGAAAAUUUAAAUUUGCCCUACCAACAUUAUAUGUUUGUAGUAAAAACGAAGUAAACUGGGCUUUUGCAUUUGAAUUAUAUCAAAAUAUGCAAAAUAAAAUCAAAUUUAAAACCUGAAUGUUAACAUAACAUAUACACAUACAUACAUUAUACAAUUACAUGUACAAGACACUUAACAUAUGAGAGAAACCAGUCAACAGGAGAAAAACAUGAGAGAAAGAGACUAAACCCUCAACAUGCCCAUUUUGCCACACUUUCAUUUGUUGUUCUGGUAUAAUGGGCAUAAUCUGAAUCAUUCAUCACUGUUUUUUUUUACAUGCCAUUUUGUACACUCCAACUACAUGUACAUUAUGUAUUCUGAUUAAUUAUGAACCUGAGCCAAUAUGCUGCAGCAUUUUGAUACUGUUAAAUCGUACUUUUUUUGUUCAGACCUCCUGAGUUUGGGACUGACCUGGACUGUAUCAAAACAUCUGGUUGAACAACUCACUUAUCCAUACAUGAAGAAUUUGUUCCAUUCAGUUUUAUUGUCACUGUGCUUGUCAGACGUUGCCUGGACUGUUCUACUUUGGUUCUUGUUUCUAUUUAUACUUUUUUAACACUUAUACAUAUGCUACAGUAUGGUUUUAACGGUUACUUUAAUUCAAUGACAGUCAUCAACAAACGAACAAUGGCGAAGUAGGAACAAGACAAGGAAAGUUAUACAGAUGAAGAGAAGGGGUAGUUUAAUGAUUGUACAAAUUUCUGCAAAGUAUAACAAGCAGUGGACGACCUCUGAUGAAAUAAGGACUAUUAUUUCCUACUAUGCUGUGCAGAUGUGCAUAUCUUUAUUCUAGUUGUAUAAUAUUUGGUACAGGAAACAGUCUUGUCAGUGUAUGUUCUGUAUAUGAAUGUGUUUUUUGAAGUCAGGUUUGUGAAGUAUGUGUUUAUUGGUUU